Wyeomyia smithii (pitcher-plant mosquito) is the source of this 1187-nucleotide messenger RNA. Its product is annotated as serine protease inhibitor dipetalogastin-like. Bases 391 to 1050 code for a protein of 219 amino acids. Lineage: Eukaryota; Metazoa; Arthropoda; Insecta; Diptera; Culicidae. The record is from RefSeq and is a predicted model, not a curated record. The transcript is spliced from 3 exons. Gene Ontology annotation, molecular function: protein binding.
GUUUUUUUGAUUGCUACAGUCAUGUUUUAAGAGCAAGAUUGAAAAACAAAUGAAGUAUUUUAGAGAAAAAUUGCUUUGUCCGCCAUUAUUGAAUUUUCUUUCGCGUACCCCCUGAAGGCUUUCGAGAACCCCCAGGGGUACGCGUACCCCAGGUUGAGAACCGCUGUUCUAUGCAAAAGCAUCGUUGACUACUAGGUACUGCUACAUAGUUUUAAAUCAUUAAAAUCUGACGGUAAAAAGUAAAUAAUUCCCCGUAUGGUAUCUUAUCACCUGCAUAGGACGCAAUAUAUCUUAUCUAAAAAUCGACGCAGAAACUGAAAUACCCAUAGCUUGCAAGAACGGACUGUUGAACAGUAUUUCAGGAAUCAUCGACACAUUAAUAUCUCGAAAAUGAAGACAUUUUUCGCAGCAAUUAUCACAGCAGGCUUCCUUUUGGCGGUGGUGAUGGCGGAUGUCCGCGCUGACAUAUAUUCGGAAAUGGCCAGCUGUGCGUGCCCUCUUCUAUACCAGCCAGUCUGCGGCUCGGAUGACGUGACCUAUUCCAACGGUUGUGUGCUGAAUUGUGCUAUGGCUACUGCGACCGGAACUAUGAUAGGAUUGAAAAAGAGACGCAGUGGAUCCUGUGAUGAAACGAAAUUGUUUAAUUUAAUUGAAAAAAGCGUAAUACACUUAGAGUAUGAUAGCGUUAAUAAUCUCUUGGAUUUUACCCUACUGCACUCAGUUCUGUUAUCAAUGUCAGGAGUGUGGCGAUUCGAUAAGACAAAAAAAAUGCAUCGUGUAUCAGUUUUAAUCUUGACUACAGUGAUCCUGUUGGGGUCUUUGUUGCCAACAUCAGUGGAAGGACGACUUUCCAGCGAGCGAGGAAUAUGUGCCUGUCCACGGAUCUAUAUGCCAGUCUGUGGAACCGAUCUUCAUACAUACAGCAACGAGUGCAGCUUGCGGUGUGAAGCUAACUCAGAUUUGGGAAGGGCGAAUGGACUAAAGAAGCUGCAGGAUGGAGCUUGCGAUACUUUGGCAGACAACCUGGAAGAGUUACCGGUGGAGUACUGAGUACAAGCGCCGUAAUUGAGAUGUAGAAGGUGUUUAUAAGCAUACAUAUGUAUUUGAAAGGUGUAAAUUCGAUGACUAAUGAGAUACUUAAUUGGAAAUUUGCCUUAAAAAAAAUAAAAAUUAUUACUAUCACCAGA